Molecule: messenger RNA, 7756 nt
Organism: Seriola aureovittata
Lineage: Eukaryota; Metazoa; Chordata; Actinopteri; Carangiformes; Carangidae
Gene: coro2aa
Product: coronin 2Aa
Exons: 13
Coding region: 417-1985 (522 amino acids)
Biological process (GO): actin filament organization
Molecular function (GO): actin filament binding
Source: RefSeq, a predicted model, not a curated record
CUUUUUGUCCCAGUAGCUGUGGUGUGUACAGGAAGGGUAUGCUCUGUCUGUGAGUCUUUAUUUUUUGUUUUUGUGUGUGUGUGGGUGUAUAUGUGUGUGUGUGGGGGGGAGACUCUCAAGGUCAGGCCGGGCAUCAUGACUUGUAAAUAACCACCAUGCUUCAACAACCACCGGUGUUCUAACACGACUCGUCCCCGCUCUGGAAAGUCCUCCACCGGCUCCUCCACCGCCGCCGCUGCACUGUUCCACUGAGUCCUCUCCAGGGGAAACCACCACCACCUGCCGACGCGUCUCGCACCAUAUGACCGUCUCAAAGGGAUUUUUCAUUCUUUCGGUUGCCAUUCAGACACAGAGACCUAACUUUUUCUCAAGGACCUGCUGCUCCUCCUCGUGCCAGUGACGACUCACUCGACAGGAUGACAUGGCGUCCUCAGUACCGCAGCUCCAAGUUCCGCCACGUGUUUGGUAAGGCCGCCACCAAGGAGAGCUGCUAUGAUGGCGUGCCAAUCACACGCAGCGUCCAGGACAACAACUUCUGUGCUGUCAACCCACGUUUCCUGGCAGUCAUCACUGAGUGUGCUGGGGGAGGGGCCUUCCUGGUCCUGUCCAUCCAUCAUACGGGUAAAGUGGACCCUCACCACCCCAGAGUAUCGGGCCACAGAGGCAACGUGUUAGACAUCAAGUGGAAUCCCUUCAAUGACUACUGCAUCGCCUCCGGCUCGGAGGACACGACGGUGAAAGUGUGGGAGAUCCCUCCUCAUGGUGUGCUGAAGAACCUUACAGUACCGUGGAAGGAGCUUCAGGGUCACAGCCGCAGAGUGAGCCUCAUCGAGUGGCACCCGACUGCAAACAACAUCCUCUUCAGCACAGCCUACGACUACAAGAUAAUGAUCUGGAACCUGGACUGUUCAGAGCAGGUGAUAAAGAACCCUGUACGGACCAUCAGCCACCACACAGACGUGGUCCUCUCCAUGUCUUUCAACACAGACUGCAGCCUCCUCGCCACCACCUGCAAGGACAGGAGGGUCCGGCUGAUGGAGCCGCGCUCAGGAAACCUACUGCGGGAAGCCAACUGCAAGACGCACAAAGCCAGUAAGGUGUUGGUCCUGGGUAACAUGAAGAUGCUCCUCACAUCAGGCACUUCACGCUGGAACGAUCGACAGGUAGCACUGUGGGAUCAGGACGAUCUGUCUGUGCCUUUGUUAGAAGAGAACCUGGACGGUUCCUCAGGAGUCCUCUUUCCUUUCUACGACCCUGACACACACAUGCUCUACCUUGCUGGGAAGGGUGAUGGGAAUAUCAGGUACUAUGAGAUCAGCUCAGAAAAACCAUACAUCCAGUACCUAACAGAGUACCGCUCACACUUACCUCAGAAAGGAAUGGGUGUGAUGCCAAAGAGAGGCCUGGAUGUGAGCUCCUGUGAGGUGUUCAGGUUCUACAAACUGGUGACAAUCAAGAGUCUCAUUGAGCCUCUAGCCAUGAUCGUACCCCGCAGGUCGGAGUCGUACCAAGAAGACAUCUAUCCAAUGACAUCUGGUAACAAGCCUGCUUUAACUGCAGAGGAGUGGCUCAGUGGCAUCGACAAAGGCCCAGUGUUGAUGUCUCUGAAGCCUGGAAGUCAAGUAGCAGAUUCAUAUUCGGAGAUGAGCAAAGGGCUGGGGAACACUCUGGACACUCGCAGGUCUCAGAGCAGACCAGGCAUGCUGCAGCUGGCGUACAUUCAGGACCACCUGGGAACCAAAGACGGCAAAGAGGACAGCGGCCAUGCAGACGACGACAAAAGUCGAACACCCGUUAGCAACGGAGAAGACCUUGCACUUUGUUCUCCGCCGAGGACAGAGAACGAGUUGCGUCUCAAGUUCCACAAGCAGCAAGAGGAAAUCCGACGGCUGAGAGAGCUCCUCAACCAGAGAGACGUGCGCGUCAAACAGCUGGAGCUUGAGAUUAAGAACAUGAAAAACUCCCAGUCUCAGGGCUCACUUUAAGAUUGGCCCGACCUGCAGUCACCCUCACCUCCUCACGGGAUACAUGCAUUACUAUACAAACUUACUAACCCUAACCACCUACACUCUUUUGCACUCUUUUGACUCACCUCUUUUCCGCUGAUGAGCCCCAGCGUACUCACUGCACAGGGGUGAUCUAAAUCUUGACUUUGUGUUUGCAAUCUGUCAUUUUGUCAGUUCUACACAGGGUGCACAUACUCUUUGUUCAUGUAUAUACACUUAUACACUGAGUCUUACCCCGCUGCAACAUGUUUUAAAACUCUUUGCACCUUUGGACCUUUCCCUCGUUUCUUUUGUAUGCUUCACAGCUAUGCAAUAAAAGGAUGUUUGUGCCUGUCUUGACUGAAUGAUGUGGCUGUCUGCGAGUUGUUUGAAAGUUGUUGCAGGGCAGGAGCAGACAUCCUGUAUGAUUGUAAUGAUAAGGCUGAAUUUAUUUUCUAUGCUCGGUGAUUGUUGUUGUUUUUUUUUUUUUGUUAUGUAAACUACUGUAACUGGAGAUGGUUGUGGUGUUUAAUGUUCAGUAUGUGUGCUUGAAUGACAAUAUCAUGAUCCCAGCUGUGUUCUGCCAUUCCAUUGAGCUGCAUUUGUUUGAUUUUUUUUAGAUUUUUUUUUUUUUAUUAUUAUUUUUAAUUUUUAUUUUUGAAUGACUGGAAAAUUGGUGAAAAAUCAAUCGUUUUCACUGCAGCUAUUGUAUAAGCCAAUUCCGUAACUGAUGCCAUGUAGCAGUUUUGAUCUUAAUUUUUAUAUUUAUUUUAAAAUACAGUCAACGAAAAUAAUUGAAUUCACGUUUGUAAUUUUGGAAAAUACACCACACAACAUGUUUAAAGGCUGCUUGCUUUUUGCUGGUGUGAGGUCACUGUGAGGAAAAAGUUUAAAGUUAUUGUAGAGCCUGAGCACUGCACCACUUUUGAGUUAGCUUGCGUUCCACUACUGUAGCUUUCGGUUUUCAACUUAUUUUCCCAUAGAGUGGCUUUUUAUUGCUCUUUGUAAAAAGAUAAUAUGUGAUACUGGGGUUUUUGGUCAUCAGCUAAAAGGAUAUCUAAAUACUGUACUGAUAUCAGGAGCAGCGGAGAUAAUGUAAACCAUAUAUACUCCUGCCACUCCUCGCCACUUUCUUAGGUACACCUGUACAAGCUAAAACAAUCUAAUACAACAGUUGUGCCAUGAAUUGUACUUCCACAAAGUUUAUAAAUGUUCACUUUCUGUUGACAUUAACAGAAAUUUUAUUCUACUAUGUUUAUUAUUAAGGUUAUAGCGAGUGGUGGUGUUGUUCUGGAGUGCAUUAUAUUGAAAGGGCGGUUUCUAAUGUUUUGUCCAUACAUGAGGGGGGCAAAAAUAUAGUGUAUAUAUAUAGUGGCCAGCAAGUGUAAAUAUGUUUACUAUCAGAGAUUUUGCCAUACUGUUUACACUGUGGAAGCUAUCGCUAUCUAUUUAAUAAUGCGAGCAGCUACAUUUCACUUAUCCAGUGAAAUGUCUCUAAAUCUUCUACGUAGAUUGGCACAUUAUCGUGUAGAUGUUCAUGUUCGCCAGUUAUCUACCCUUAUGACUUUCGGAUAUCAGCUGACUCUUUCUGUUGCACCUCCAUGAGGUUGACAUUUGUGGAUUUGAGUGAAUUGUCUCUAGAACUAUUAGAUGAAUUGCCGUCAGAUCCGGAAAAUUUGGUAUAAUGUUGGAAAUUCAUGUCUCUGUCUGGAUAAAUUGUAAAGCUUUGAUGAUCUUUUAACUUCAUCUAUCACCAUCAUAAGGUCAAGAUUUUGACUUACUGUGGUUUAUGGCCAAACCUAUGACAUUCCCGCCAGCCUCAGGUGUACUGCGUUUAGUGGUAAUUUUGUUAGCAUGCUAACAUGCUAAUCUAACAUUGUAAACAUGGUAAACAAUAGCCUAUACCUGUUACCAUAUUAGCAUUGUCACUGUCACUGGGUUAGCAUGCUGAUGUUAGCAUUUAGCUCUAAGCACCACUGUGCCUAAGUACAGCCUCACAGAGCUUCUAGCAGGACCGGUUUAUGAUAGUAUAUGUUUUUAUAUGAUUUUUUUUCUAUUAUCAAUUUGAUAAAUUUCCUAAUUUUCUGGUAUUUAACUCUGGAUCAGACAAAAAAAAAAACAAACAAACAAACAACAAAAGCAGAUUCCUACCUGGUUAUUUUACCAUUUUUAGUGAAUGCACACUGUUGAUGAAAUGAAAACACCUGUUCACAAAACAAUCUCCACUCAAGAUCCACUUGUUCCGGAGCUUUCAAUGGUCAUCAUGGUCACAAGUUUGUGUGGAGAUUGUGAAGAACAAACCUUUAAGCCAAAAACACAGAUAAGAAGUCUAUUGGUAAAAGUUUGAACAACUACAGUUCAGUGACAACUGAGCAAACUUAAUUUGCUUGUGAGAAUCCUGUGAUGUGCUCGAAAGCCUUGAGUAAGCUUGAGUGGAAAUUGUCCUGCAAAAAUUAUAUUUUCUUUGAAUUACUACUGCUUAAAUUUUACUUUCUAGUACAGAUAAGUAGAUUUUAGAAGAUACACAGAGAUCCCCAGUAUGACAUUACAGCUUUGAAAGAAACCCUCUAUGAGAAAAUACCUUGUCUGUAUGAGGCAAGUGGAACAGAAGUGAGCUUAAAAAGGUGGCAGCUUUUUGUCUCUUUACAUACGAUAGGGAAUUCGUAUAUGUUUUGUCAGUUUUUAAGUGCUUAGCUAAGUGAUAAUCUAUUAAAGCAACCACAAAAGGCUUAAAUAACUGUAAAAUGUACAUACAUUUACGCUGAGCAGUUGGUAAAGUCUAUACUCAUGGCUUGUAGAGAUGUGUUUUCCCUCAGGGAACUUCUGAAUGGUGUUCAUAGUUUCUGGCACGGUGGUGCAGUUGGACCAGUUUCUCAUAUUUGUUGCUUUCAGAAUUAGGGCAGUUGAUUUUAACCUGACUUUUUUUUUUUUUUUUUUAACAGAAUAAGAGCAAGAAAACAUUCCCUUAUCUCUCACCAACUUGUUGACAGAAACAAUAUGCUGAUAUGUGUAAAUAUGCGUAGAUGUCACUGAAACGCUUGCAGAUAUUAGGUAACACAAACAUUGUAGCUGUUAGUUGAUCCUAAGAUAACCAGUCAGAUACUGUAUGAAUGACCAUGCAUGCCUGUAUUUAUGUAGUCAGAGGCACACACACUAUAAUGAUAUUCUAGAUUUGGCUUACGUUUCAUGGCCACCUGUCAAAAAAAAAAAAAAAAAAGGUAACACGUGGAAACUGCCAUACCAACCCACAAACGUACAGACACACUGGUUUCAAUACAAUUGUGAUCUGUGAACCUUUUGACCUCUGUCAGGACAGUUCUAGCACAGCUUCAUCCCUGGCUGACUUUUGUCCAGGAGCAGCAACGGUCAGCCAGGGUAAACUAUAACCACCACUGUUGUUAGUGGACAAGUUUCAACACAUUCCCACCAUGAGCUGCUGUUUUUACAGUUGGACAGUGGACUUGUUCAAGGGCUGAUUGGGCUGUUUGUUCACAUUAAACAGUUUAAGCUAACUGGUUUCACUUACAUAUAUCUUCUUUUCUCUCACAGAACUUUUACAAACUGUUUAAUCAUAUCCAUGUUUACCAUAGAAUUUAUUCAAGUGGUUUUUCCCCAUCGAAAAAAAAGAAGAAGAUUGUAUUACUAUAGUAUUUCUGCCUCUCAACGGUUUGCUUGGAACUGCAAAUGAAAAAAAGAAUUGUUGAAAAUGUCUGCCAAAAUUGCACAUUUAAGGAACAAUCAUUGAUUCGCUUGGGAAUUCAGUACUUGAUGCAGUUUAUACCACAAAUAAAUUCUCAGCCUGUACGAAAUACAGCAUAUCACUAGCUAGAUAACAACAGCAGCUGCCAUUGUUGAGCAGUCUUCAGCACUGUGUCAAAAGCAAAUCUGUGUCUUUUCACUGCUGCCCCAUUUUACUCUCACCUGAGCCCACAUGUAGCUGAAUUUGGCAAACCAUUCAUCGACAUUAGAGGCUUAUUCACUGACUAUCCUUCGUAUGUGGAGUUUGCACAAUUAAAAUAAAAAAUGGGCAAAAGAGAAACCAGAUUUAAAAAAAAAAAAAAAAAAAAAAAAUCCUGUUUGUCAAAGUCUUUUUUUCUUCUGAGAAUAACAUAUUUCACUUUGGUUCGACAAGUACAAUUUAUUCAUAUUGUUGAAUAACACAAGUUUAUCAGUUUUGUUAAAUUGAGAACAGCCAUUGUGGCUGAAAGAAGAAUUGUGAUGUCUGUGAACUGACUCAGUAAUGUCUGUUAGCUAAUAUUAGCUAACAUUAGCCACCACAAGCUACUCGGGGUGGUUUCCCAAAGACUUUAAGACUGGCCCAUAGUGUUAGGCCAGUCUUAAUUUUGCUCUUAGGUUAGUCUAAUACAAGUUAGACAGUUUCACAAAAACAAAGACUGACGUAUUUUUAACCUAAGAAGUUAGCCACCUGACCCCAAAGCUAAUUCUGAACUAAGAUGCAUGUUUCCAUGGUAACCAUCAAUGACACCUGCUAGAGGUACUGGUGGUAAAUAUAAUUUUAACGCUAUCUUCAUCACAAUUAAUGUUGUCCCACCUUUUUCUGUGCUCCACCUGCUAUAAUUUUUAUUUUUAAUAUUUUUUUCCUUGCAUCUGGUACCAUGUAAUUUACCCAGAAUUCAUGAACUAAUCAGCUUUGUGCAGCAGAUCAAUCUAAAGUCUGACAUUAGUUAGAUCUAAGCCAUAGUCAAAGUUUAUCUUUGUGAAACUGGCCCUGGGUCACACCAGACCAGGUAAGGCUGGAGCAGAAAAACCUUUUCUAAAAGUUAUGCUGUGUUGCUUUAAAAUAGUUUUACUUAAAAUGGGUGUUUGUCACAUAGCAAGGGGCCAAUCAAAAGAUUUUAAUUGUUGCAUCAUAGGAAAUGAAGGCCUCACUUAUAUUUGGGACCAAAACUCAGGAUAUCUCAGCCUUUGCUGCAUUGAUUUUGAUUAUACUCAUAAAAAUCUCUUUCAUGUGGAAAGUGCAAUAAUAAGUUACUGGAGUCGCCCUUUAAACUGAUGAAUGAUUGAAUUUGAUUCCACAUUUGCAGUUUUGGGAGAAAUGGCACAAAUUGCAAGCUACUGUCUGACAUUGGGACAACAAAAUGAUACCCUUACUGCCAACUAGAUCAUCAAUACCCAUUCAUAUCCUUUAAUUCUUUUAGUGUAUUAUUAUUAUUUGCACUAGUGCAAAUAAAGAAUAAUAAUACAGACGUCAUACAUUAGUGUGCAUUGUUGAAAAGAGGCAGUGUAUUUUUUGUUUUUCAAAGGCACCAAGUUUUAUGAACGAAUCGUCACAAUGUUGUGGUGAGUGAUGAUUGCAUUACUGUACAGAAAACUGUAAUAGUUAUUAUUCUGUUCCUGUUAUGAAUGUGGCCAAUACCAAGUCCUCACAAAAAAACCUCUCAACAAACCAAAUGAGAACAACAACAUCAAUAUAUUCCAGACACCUCUCAGUUUUAAAGCAUGCACACUAACAGCCUCUUAUAAUGGAGCAAUAAUGUAGCUGCAGAGUCAACUGUAGCAUUCACUGUCUGAACAUGUCUGAGUUAAUAAACCAUUUCAUUUGAGGAUUGUUGCUGGGUUCAUAUGAGCCUCACUGUGCCUGACUUAAAUGCAUUAUAAAUGCAAUUAUUGUGAUGUCUUUAAAUUGUCUGUUAAAUGUAUUUAGUAAAAACUGGAAAAGAUUUUAUCCCAUUUCUUUUAAUAUUGUUUCUAAAACAUGUAAAAAAUAUAUUAAUCACAUAAAGUAUAAUUAAAUUUUUCUGGGAAAUCCA